AUGUUUCGAGCUUCUCCGAUGCUGAGACGCCUUGUCAUUCAGGAUGACAUUGCAACGCUUCUUCGACAUGUUAACCAACCCUCGUCAAAGCCGACCAUCGAACUUCCGAAUCUUAAGCAUCUGGAAGUCCAAGUCCAUCGUGUCCGUGACGAGCGAGCAGAUGUCGCGGGGCUCAUUGGGAUCUUCGAUUUUCCGUCGUUGGAAACGUUAAUAAUCAGGAAUAUCUGGCAAGAGGAAUGGAGCGCGAUCACCUAUCGUUACCAGCUCCCGGAAGAUCCACUAGACUUCACUUCCCCAAGCAGUUCCAAUGUCUGGCGACGUAACCGCAGAUCCUUGAUGCAUCCCCACGCCAAAUCGUUCCCUUUCCUUACGUCACUCAACGUUGUGUUUGCCACCUCUCCAAAAAAAGUGGGAGCGGCAUCCAGACGGCACAUUCGCCUUGAGGCGGACAUUGUACUAUUUCCUUCCUUCAUUGUGUCUCUAGGCGCUCAGUAG
Messenger RNA from Psilocybe cubensis, 495 nucleotides. RefSeq lists its product as uncharacterized. The transcript has 3 exons. NCBI's taxonomy places the organism in Eukaryota, Fungi, Basidiomycota, Agaricomycetes, Agaricales, Agrocybaceae. The coding region runs from base 1 to 495 and encodes 164 amino acids. The record is from RefSeq and is a predicted model, not a curated record.